This is a messenger RNA of Henningerozyma blattae CBS 6284, 900 nucleotides long. RefSeq lists its product as uncharacterized. Lineage: Eukaryota; Fungi; Ascomycota; Saccharomycetes; Saccharomycetales; Saccharomycetaceae. The coding region runs from base 1 to 900 and encodes 299 amino acids. The record is from RefSeq and is a predicted model, not a curated record. The transcript has a single exon.
AUGUUUUCUGUGUGUAAAAAUUAUAAUAAUAUCCCUAUUGCUAUGAGUUACGAAUACCCAAAUCAAAGAUGCCAGAAAUUCAAGAGAAGACGCGUUUCCGAAGGCUUAUACCAGACACAUAUGCCAUCUGAAGAAGAAGAAGAAGAAGAAGAAGAAGAAGAAGAAGAAGAAGAAGAAAAAAAUUCCAAUGAGAUCAAUUAUUCUAUAUAUGAAACUGACAAAUAUUAUGAAGUUAAAUUGACAAAAGAGCUGGAUAGCAUACGAUUAAGGCGAGCCAUCGAUACUAGAUUGAUGGAAUUGCAAGAUAAAUAUUUGGAGCCUAGUAGUUAUCAAGUGGUGCAAGAUUUUUUUGGUAACCAGUAUUAUGUCGAGGAAGAAUCAAAAGAAGAUGAAGCACGAGCUAGAGAAAGAGCUAUGAAAGAGUUUGACCUUUAUGAUUUUGUGGAAAAAUUUUCCAUGCAAAGUUUUGGCGAUUAUGAGUUUGAAAUCAAUCGUAGAAAAAAUGGGCUUCUUAUAACCAGUUAUGAAGAUGGACUGGAUCAGGAAUUAGAUCUUGACAAGAAAGUUGAUGAAGUUGAAAUAGUCUCAUGUAUAAAUGAGGAAACUGAUGAAGGCAACAUCGAAGCAGUUUUAACGCUAAUGCUACACAAAGAGGCAUCAAACUGUGAACCAAUUAGAUCGAAACCCAAGAGACACCAUCCACACCACUGUACACGCAAACACAAAAAACGUACUUCCAAAAGUCACAAGAACAAAAACAGCAACGACACAAUUGAGGAAACCCAUAUUGAAUGGCAUUCACCUAUAUUGGAAGAAAUUGAAGACGAAGAGAUUGGCCGAUACCACGAAACAUUGUUCACGCCAUUAGAUAAUGAAAACUCUAUUGUCGAGGAACUAUAG